Molecule: messenger RNA, 741 nt
Organism: Cryptococcus wingfieldii CBS 7118
Lineage: Eukaryota; Fungi; Basidiomycota; Tremellomycetes; Tremellales; Cryptococcaceae
Product: NAD(P)H-hydrate epimerase
Exons: 5
Coding region: 1-741 (246 amino acids)
Cellular component (GO): mitochondrion
Molecular function (GO): NAD(P)HX epimerase activity
Source: RefSeq, a predicted model, not a curated record
AUGUCCAUCAAAUACAUCAGCCAGAAGCUUGCUCAACAGAUUGACGAGGAGCUCAUGGGUCCUCACGGCGCCUUCUCCAUCGACCAACUGAUGGAACUCGCCGGUCUGUCUUGUGCCCAAGCACUAGCAAAGAGCUAUCCGGCCAAAUCACAUCGCCGACUCAUGGUAGCCUGUGGACCCGGCAACCAGGGAGGAGAUGGUCUAGUAGCAGCCCGUCACUUGCACCACUUUGCCUACAAACCCACCGUCUACCUCCCCAAACCUUCUUCCAAAGACCUCCUCCAGCGCCUGGUCACGCAAUGCGAGAACCUAAAGAUCCCAAUCAUCAAAGAUGUCGAAGGGUUCCAGAAGGCAUUGAAGGAGAGUGAUGUGGUUCUGGACGCCAUUUUCGGGUUUUCCUUCCACCCUCCCCUGAGAAAGCCGUUCGACCAAGUGCUCAAGGCGAUUACCAGUGCAAAACUGCCUAUCGUCUCUGUAGACAUCCCCUCGGGGUGGAGUGUUACCGACGGGCCUCAGCCGCUGUAUACGCAAGAGGAUGAGGAUGGAAAGACGGAGACGGUGGAGACGUUUGAACCGGAGGUGUUGAUCAGCUUGACGGCGCCGAAGGAAGGGGUGAAGGGGUUCAAGGGGAGGCAUUGGCUUGGGGGGAGAUUUAUCCCUGAUGAAUUGUCCGAAAAGUAUGGACUCAAUCUGCCCGAGUAUGACGGCGUGGAUCAGGUGGUCGAGCUUCCUCGAGCUUGA